AUGCCUGUUACAAGUAUUAAUAACAGUGAUGUGCAGCUAGAGACAAGCAAAGUGAGUGUAAAGAUUCCCCCAUUCUGGAUUGAUAGACCAAAGAUAUGGUUCUAUACUGUUGAAGCCCAAUUUAAAAUUGCAGGAAUUACAUCAGAAGGAACUAAAUUUAAAUACUUAGUGGCUCAGCUGGAUCCUAAGUUUGUAGAAAAUAUAUGGGACAUUAUCAAAGAUGAAAUUGCAACUAAAUAUUCAGCAGCAAAAGAAAGGCUAACGAACGUAUUUAAAGAGAGUGAAAAUAAGCGUAUCAAAAGCUUAUUGACUGGUUUAGAACUUGGUGAUAUGAAGCCAAGCCAACUGCUGAGAAAGAUGAGAACGCUUCGUGAUAAUAACGAUGUGUCUGAUAAAGUGUUACGUACUCUCUGGAUGGAAAAGUUGCCUGACGCAGUCAAAAAUAUCCUUAUAGUCAGUUAUGAGAGUCUUGAAAAAUUAGCCAGAGUGGCUGAUAAAAUUGCUGAAAUGGGUCCAUGCAUGGAAUUUGCAAGUGCAUGCAAUGAUGCCUCUCCAGUUAACGAACUUCUCACUAAAAUAUCUGCUUUGUAG
Stegodyphus dumicola is the source of this 591-nucleotide messenger RNA. RefSeq lists its product as uncharacterized. Lineage: Eukaryota; Metazoa; Arthropoda; Arachnida; Araneae; Eresidae. The record is from RefSeq and is a predicted model, not a curated record.